CGCUCGUUUCCGGCUGGGCGGAACGCCUCUUGCACUCCUUCCGUGGUCUCCUGGUGCCGCUUCACAACCGGCGUGAUGGGCAAGAAGGGCAAGAAGGAGAAGAAGGGCCGCGGCGCGGAGAAGACGGCCGCCAAGAUGGAGAAGAAGGUGUCCAAGCGCUCUCGGAAGGAGGAGGAAGACCUGGAGGCCCUCAUAGCCCAUUUCCAGACCCUGGAUGCCAAAAAGACCCAGGUCACAGAGACACCAUGUUCUCCACCUACCCCACGGUUAAAUGCUUCCCUGUCUGCUCAUCCAGAGAAAGAUGAAUUAAUCCUUUUCGGAGGUGAAUAUUUCAAUGGCCAAAAAACCUUCAUGUAUAAUGAACUAUACAUCUACAGUAUCAGAAAGGAUACCUGGACGAAAGUUGACAUCCCUGGCCCACCUCCAAGGCGCUGUGCUCAUCAGGCUGUGGUAGUGCCCCAGGGUGGUGGACAGCUGUGGGUCUUUGGUGGAGAGUUUGCAUCUCCUGAUGGUGAGCAGUUCUACCAUUACAAGGACCUCUGGGUCCUGCACUUGGCCACCAAGACCUGGGAACAGAUUCGAUCAACAGGGGGCCCUUCAGGUCGUAGUGGACAUCGGAUGGUGGCCUGGAAGCGACAGUUAAUUCUUUUUGGUGGCUUCCAUGAAAGCACAAGGGACUAUAUCUACUACAGUGAUGUGUAUACCUUCAGCCUUGAUACCUUCCUGUGGACCAAGCUGUCCCCUUCUGGCUCUGGGCCCACACCCAGGUCAGGCUGCCUGAUGGCUGUCACCCCCCAGGGCAGCAUUGCCAUCUAUGGGGGUUACUCAAAGCAGAGAGUCAAGAAGGAUGUGGACAAAGGCACCCAGCACUCAGACAUGUUCCUGCUGAAGCCUGAGGAAGGGGGAGAAGGCAAAUGGACUUGGACCCGGAUUAACCCUUCAGGGGUCAAGCCUACUCCAAGGUCUGGCUUUUCCGUGGCCGUGGCUCCAAAUCAUCAGAUACUGGUCUUUGGGGGCGUGUGUGAUGAGGAGGAAGAGGAGAGCCUGGAGGGCUCUUUUUUUAGUGACCUGUAUUUCUAUGAUGCUGCCAGGAGUCGCUGGUUCGCAGCACAGCUGAAGGGCCCCAAGUCGGACAAGAAGAAGCGGAGGCGGGGCAAAGUAGAGGAACAUGAAGGUGCCACUGGACAGGAGAAUGGGGGUACUGGUGCCCCAGAGCCGCUGGAGGUGAUAAAAGAGGUGGUGGCUGAAGAUGGGACAGUGAUCACCAUCAAACAAGUGCUUGCUCCCUCUGGGCUGGUGCUACAAUCCCCAUCUAAGGCUGAAGACCGUGCUCUGGAGGCCAGCAGCACUGGGCAGGAGCCAUGUCCGCGUUCAAAUGCCAUGCUGGCUGUCAAGCAUGGACUGCUCUAUGUCUAUGGUGGCAUGUUUGAAGCUGGUGACCGCCAAGUGACCCUUAGUGAUCUCUACUGCCUUGACCUUCACAAGAUGGAAGAAUGGAGAACCUUGGUAGAGAUGGAUCCAAAAUCUCAGGAGUGGCUGGAAGAGACCGACUCAGAAGAGGACAGCAGCUCAGAUGAGGAGGGUGCAGAGGGGGGCGAGGCGGACCAGGAGGAGGACAGUACGGAGGACAGUGCUGAAGAGGGAGCAGAUCCACAGCACCCAGAGAUGGCUCCUGGGGAGCAGUACGAAGAGUACCUGUCCCGCACUGAACAGUACUGGCUGAAGCUUGCCCGGAACCACAUGGGGCCCGAUGCAAAGGAGAAGAAAGUGCUGAAAGUAGCCCAUGCCAUGGCAAAAACAUUCAUUGAUGAUGCAGUUCAAGACAUUGCCCAGGCCAAACUCUAGAUUCAGCAUCAUUGAUGUCCUUUAAGCCAGGAAUGAGGAGGCCCCUGCAGAGGUUGUCUUCUGUGCAGCCUUAGGUGCCAGCAGCCUGAUGAGGAAGGAAUUCACCAUCUUCACAGCAGCUUUUGUCCACUCUGAGGGAAGGUUAGAGUGAGACGUGAAUGUGAGGGACCUAUAGGAUAUGUGUCCUAAUAAAGCUGGCUGUGUGCUCUAAGGUUUUCCUUCUUCUACAGAACAAGGAGAUAAGCUGUGUGUCAUCAAACUGAAGGUCACCAACAGCCCAGCAGUCACCUGAAGCUGCUGUGGAGUGUUUACAUCUCUUACGCCAGUUAGCCUUCUCUGUUAUUUGCCUCUGUGCUGUGGGUUUCAUGGUAGAAUAUUAUGCAUGCAUGGAUAUGUCCAUUUUUUUUUCCUCCCUCACUUUCAGGCAUAUAUUUUUAGGGCUGGGAUGGGUUUUGAGACAGGGUUUCUCUGUGUAGGUCUGGCUGCUCUGGAACUCACUCUGUAGACCAAGCUGGCUUUGAACUUAGAUCUGUCUGCCUCAGCUUCCCGAGUGCUGUGAUCAAAGGUCUGUACCACCACCACAACUACCACCUGGCUUAGACAUGUCUUUUCACUUUAUUCAUGUGAAUGUAUUUGUCAAGUGUUCAUGGAGGCUAGGAGUCCUGGAGCUGGAGUUACAGAGAGUUAUAAGAUACGUGAGAUGGGUACUGGGAACUGAACCUGGGCCUUGAGGAAAGGCAGCAGGUGGUCGUAAGCUCUGAGUUGUCACUCGCUUCAGCCCCUCCACUGCAGUAUUUCUGAGUAGGAAGUGGUGGCACCUCCCCUUCUUUCCUUUGGACAUUGUCUUCUGUGAAAUGAUAGGGAGGUUGCAGGGUAAGAACCCGGCUCCUCAUGGCACUGCCAGUGCCUACUGCACAGCCGGCAGGAAGAGUGACAGAGCCAGGCCAGACCAGGCUACAUAGCGAGACUGAUUCUAAGCCAAGGCAAGAGAAAUAGAAAAGCUCCAAGGAAUCAGCUCCUUGUUGGGAAGUAUCUGCUGCCUGUCCUGGCCUGUGAGCUUCACAGGGUGAAUGGGUGGCCAUCUGACUGGGCACAAGGCCGAGUUCAAGCAGACAGACCUUAACCGUGAAUCAGUGAGGAAGGGCUCACCCAGGCAGGGUGAACCAGGCAGACCUCAGGAUGGACAUGGCUUCACUGCCACCAUCAGUUGGGGAUGUCCAAUAUCACUGUGGCUACUGUGACAAGGGCAGAGUUGGGUGUGUGCAGCCUGGGCUGCUGGGUCAGGGUAACCUGGAAUACAUGGUACCUGUGACUUUUUGCCCACUCCUGGCAGCAGUCUGUGACCCCAGGUGGGUGUGUGGGGUUUGAGUAUGGUAUCCCCAGGAGCAGCUGAGCUAGCUACCUGGUUCAUGCCAUUAGCUAAGGCUGAGGGGUUGCUUAAAGGUCCUGGAUCUUUUGGGGUUGGUAGAGUUGAAUCAUAACAAAGGAAACACUGAGCAAGGAAACACCAAGCAGACUGGAAACCCUUGUCUUUUUUUUUUUUGUUUGUUUGUUUGUUUGUUUUUUUGUUUUGAACACAGGUUCUUACUAUAUUAGCUCUGGCUGUGCUAGAACUUACUCUGUAGACCAGGCUGGACUCGUAGAGAUCCACCUGACUCUGUCUUGCUAGUGCUGGAAUUAAAGGUGUGUGCCACUACACGUGGCUGGAAACC
Phodopus roborovskii (desert hamster) is the source of this 3557-nucleotide messenger RNA. RefSeq names its product kelch domain containing 4 (gene Klhdc4). Gene Ontology annotation, molecular function: protein binding. The record is from RefSeq and is a predicted model, not a curated record. Lineage: Eukaryota; Metazoa; Chordata; Mammalia; Rodentia; Cricetidae. The coding region runs from base 76 to 1845 and encodes 589 amino acids. The transcript has 12 exons.